Molecule: messenger RNA, 2214 nt
Organism: Erigeron canadensis
Lineage: Eukaryota; Viridiplantae; Streptophyta; Magnoliopsida; Asterales; Asteraceae
Product: dihydroxy-acid dehydratase, chloroplastic
Exons: 13
Coding region: 159-1982 (607 amino acids)
Biological process (GO): branched-chain amino acid biosynthetic process
Cellular component (GO): chloroplast stroma
Molecular function (GO): dihydroxy-acid dehydratase activity
Source: RefSeq, a predicted model, not a curated record
AGCUUACAAACAAAAAAAAGAAGUCACUCUUUUUCUUUCAUACCCACACUCACCUUCCCCUUUUCCCUCUCCAAUUAUAUCUUCCCACCAACCUCCAAUCAUCACCGCCGCCGCCACCACCACCAUCACCACCGUAUCUCCGUCACACAACCACCACGAUGCAAGCUUCAUUACUCCCUUCGUUACCCACCAUUUUCGUAUCCAAAACACUCAAAACAACCCACAAACCCAACACAGUUUCAGUCAAAGCCACCACCACAACCACCAUUUCAGACACACCCACCACAAAAUCAGCUGACCCAUCUGAAAAACUAAACAAAUACAGUUCAAGAAUCACUGAACCAAAGUCACAAGGUGCAGCACAAGCCAUAUUGUAUGGUGUUGGACUUUCUGAUGAUGAUUUAAAGAAACCCCAAAUUGGAAUUUCAUCAGUUUGGUAUGAAGGGAAUACUUGUAAUAUGCAUUUAUUGAAGCUUUCUGAAGCUGUAAAACAAGGUGUUGAAAAGGCUAAUAUGAUUGGUUUUAGAUUUAAUACAAUUGGUGUUAGUGAUGCUAUUUCAAUGGGGACUAGAGGAAUGUGUUAUAGUCUUCAAUCUAGAGACUUGAUUGCUGAUAGUAUUGAAACUGUUAUGUCUGCUCAAUGGUAUGAUGGUAAUAUCUCUAUUCCUGGUUGUGACAAAAAUAUGCCAGGUACGAUUAUGGCAAUGGCACGUUUGAACCGACCAAGUAUAAUGAUUUAUGGUGGAACCAUCAAGCCUGGUCAUUUUGAAGGCCAUACGUACGACAUAGUAUCUGCCUUCCAGGUAUACGGAGAAUUUGUAAGUGGUAAAAUAAAUGAUGAACAGAGAACAAAUGUGUUAAAAAAUUCUUGCCCGGGAGCAGGGGCUUGUGGAGGAAUGUAUACAGCAAACACCAUGGCCUCUGCCAUUGAAGCAAUGGGAAUGUCCCUUCCGCGCAGCUCUUCGACACCUGCAGAAGAUCCAUUGAAGUUACUUGAAUGCCAUGCAGCUGGAGAACACCUUCUUAAUUUAAUUAGAAUGGACUUGAAACCAAGGGACAUAAUCACCCCAAAAUCUUUGCGUAACGCAAUGGUUACAGUUAUGGCCCUGGGUGGAUCCACAAAUGCGGUUUUACACUUAAUUGCCAUUGCAAGGUCUGUCGGCUUGAGUUUGACUCUUGAUGAUUUCCAAAAGGUCAGUGAUGAGGUCCCAUUCCUAGCGGAUCUUAAGCCAAGUGGAAAGUUCGUCAUGGAGGAUGUACAUAAGAUCGGUGGAACACCAGCAGUCCUACGCUACCUUUUAGAGCUUGGGUAUUUAGACGGAGAUUGUAUUACUGUCACUGGGAAGACACUUGCAGAAAAUGCAAAAGAAUUUCCUCCUUUGUCAGAAGGGCAGCAAAUAAUAAGACCACCAACAAACCCAAUAAAGGAAACCGGUCACAUUCAAAUAUUGUAUGGAAAUCUUGCACCAGAAGGUUCUGUGGCUAAGAUCACAGGAAAAGAAGGGUUAUAUUUCUCUGGUCCUGCACUCGUAUUUGAGGGGGAGGAGUCUAUGAUUGCGGCCAUCUCUGAAGACUCAGCGAGUUUUAAGGGGAAAGUAGUUGUUAUUAGAGGAGAGGGUCCUAAAGGGGGACCUGGUAUGCCUGAAAUGCUGACACCAACUAGUGCAAUAAUGGGAGCAGGCCUCGGAAAGGAAGUUGCCUUGUUGACAGAUGGACGAUUUUCAGGUGGUUCACAUGGAUAUGUUGUUGGACACAUAUGCCCUGAAGCACAGGAAGGUGGUCCAAUUGGACUAAUUGAAAAUGGAGAUAUAAUCACCAUAGAUAUCAGCAAGAGAAGAAUGGACGUUCAGUUAACAGACAAAGAACUAGAUGAAAGAAGAAAAACAUGGACUCCCCCUCCAUACAAAGCUACCAAAGGUGUUCUAUAUAAGUACAUCAAGAAUGUCCAGUCGGCUUCAAAUGGAUGUGUGACUGAUGAGUAACUGAGCAAGUCAAGAUUAUUGAAUUGCAUAUAGAGAACUAGUGAAAGCUUGAACACUGAUGGCCUUCACUGCGGAUUCUUGGUUCAUCUUUAUUGGCUCCUGCUUAAUUUUGUAUGCUACUUAGUUAUUUCAAAGAAUUCAGUUUGUAUUUUGAGAUGAUAAAGACAAUCAGACAUGGACUCUUUUUGGGUAUAUUGUGGUAAAGCCCAAAUUUAAAUGAUUUGUGUAGGAA